Molecule: messenger RNA, 6346 nt
Organism: Marmota monax (woodchuck)
Lineage: Eukaryota; Metazoa; Chordata; Mammalia; Rodentia; Sciuridae
Gene: Nr5a2
Product: nuclear receptor subfamily 5 group A member 2
Exons: 9
Coding region: 1780-3285 (501 amino acids)
Biological process (GO): hormone-mediated signaling pathway; regulation of transcription by RNA polymerase II; tissue development
Cellular component (GO): RNA polymerase II transcription regulator complex
Molecular function (GO): nuclear receptor activity; RNA polymerase II cis-regulatory region sequence-specific DNA binding; zinc ion binding
Source: RefSeq, a predicted model, not a curated record
UUAGAAACCAUCAUGAAACUGGAUACAUGGUUUACAGCGGGUCACUAAUGUUGGAAAAAGUACAGAGUCCAGGGAAAGACCUGCUUGUAACUUUCUGAAUUCUGGAUUUUUUUUUCCUUUUUUCUUAACUUUCACUAAGGGAAUAAGGACUACUGUAGUCUGAUGUGUCCUUCCCAAGGUCACAAAAUAUGACAAACUGCACUUUUUCUUGGGCUCGAUGAUUUCUGCCUUAAGCCAAAGGACUGCCUAUAAUUUCACUAAAAAUGUCUUCUAAUUUGGAUCCUGGGGAUUUACCAGAAUCUCUAAAGCAUGGACUUACACCUAUUGGACCUGUGCCUUGUCUUGAAAUGCUUUCUUAGGCUUUCGGACUGGAAUUUCCCUCCGAACUCCCAGGGGCCUGGCAAGAGCUCUGAGUUCCAGCUUCAUUGGAACAAGAAGGAAAAAUCAAGCUUUUCCUCUUUCCCCCGGGGUAGCCAGCUGACUCCACCGAAUGCCGUGAUUGCUUUAUUUAUGGGCCGACUACACCCUAAAGUAUAUCAGUUGAGGAAAUGUUUCCCAAAAAACAUUCUGUACUGAACGAAAAAGAAACACGGGGAAAGCAAGCAGAGUGCAACAGAGAACUAACUGCUCUGCAAAUAGCAAAGAAAAUACGCACAACAGAGGAGCUGGGAAAGAAGGAAAAAAAAACGAUUUCAAAUCGUUCUCUUCGGGCAAAACCGCCACAGUGCACCGACCGGAGUCUCUGCUGCAGGGAACCGCGCUCUGCGUGAAUCAGAUGGGACGACUCCGGCUCGCACCGAGAGCGCGCUCCAGCCGCAGACGGGACGGCGCGCGCACGCGGAGAAGCGCGCUUGGGGGCUCGCGCGCGCGGGGGGGUUGAUCCGUGCUACUGCCGCGCUCAGCUCCGGCUGGCAGCAGCCCCGAGACCGGAGCAAGGUCGCGAGACCACCCACGUGGAUCCAGGGCCGCGUUCCCCAGUCCACUUUGCACUUGUCUCUGCUACCGUGGGAGAACUGUUUUCACCGACCGCAACAGCACAUGCUACGGUGGAACCGAGGCGGGUCCAUCUGACAGUAAAUAGAAAAAACCUGCAGGUCUGAGAUCAGCACUGUCGCAGAUGCUCUGGAACUGGCGAAUUGUCAGUCUAACCCCGAGGGGCUGCUGGUACUGAGCCUCCAAAACAGUACUGGAAAGAGGCGCUCAUCAGACCUCAGCAAGCUAACCCCAGUAUCCCUAAAGCUCUCUAGGUAAUUCCUGCCACCAGAUCCCAGGAUGAAAGAAUUCUAGUUAAUUCUCCGGUGCAAAGAAACAUUUCUCUGGAUCUUGAUUGUAGUCACCCGGCCCAGCCACACUCCCUAGUCUUUCUCCUGAUAUUGCAGUCCCACAGGGUUGAAAGGUGCUCCCACUUGUAAUAUCUUAGUGACCUGAAGGUGGCUGCUGGCUCCUAGACUCCAUCUGUUAACUGAGUGGCCUCCAAAAAGUGUUGACAGUCAUUUCUGAGAUUCUUGUCUGGACAGAGCUGUCCAAAGGGCUGAGGAGCUGUGGUGGAGUCUUCAGAGCUCUAACUGUUGUACUGAAGCAGAGUGACCUGGUUCCUGAAGGACGGCUGUCUUUUGGUCUUUCUGACCCCCCAGGACAAGCCCACUUUGAAGAACCCAUAAUUGUGGCUAUAGUAUCUGAGGUUGCUGGGUAGCUUUGAGGUGGCAAACUGAGCCCAGCAUAGGUGCUGGGCUUCCGGACCGAUACCGACUCCCCAUUCCCGCCCUCGGCCGCCUUGUCAUGCUGCCCAAAGUGGAGACGGAAGCCCUGGGACUGGCUCGAUCGCAUGGGGAACAGGGGCAGAUGCCGGAAAACAUGCAAGUGUCUCAGUUUAAAAUGGUGAAUUACUCCUAUGAUGAAGAUCUCGAAGAGCUUUGUCCUGUGUGUGGAGAUAAAGUGUCUGGGUACCAUUACGGGCUUCUCACCUGUGAGAGUUGCAAGGGAUUUUUUAAGCGAACAGUCCAAAAUAAUAAAAGGUACACAUGUAUAGAAAACCAGAACUGCCAAAUUGACAAAACACAGAGAAAACGUUGUCCUUACUGUCGAUUUCAAAAAUGUCUAAGUGUUGGAAUGAAGCUAGAAGCGGUAAGGGCUGAUCGAAUGCGUGGAGGAAGGAAUAAGUUUGGACCAAUGUACAAGAGAGAUAGGGCCCUGAAGCAACAGAAAAAAGCCCUCAUCCGAGCCAAUGGACUUAAACUGGAAGCCAUGUCUCAGGUGAUCCAAGCGAUGCCCUCUGACCUGACCAUCUCUUCUGCCAUUCAGAACAUCCAUUCUGCCUCCAAAGGCCUACCUCUGAACCAUGCUGCCUUGCCUCCUACAGACUAUGACAGAAGUCCCUUUGUAACAUCCCCCAUUAGCAUGACAAUGCCACCUCAUGGCAGCCUGCAAGGUUACCAAGCAUAUGGCCACUUUCCUAGCCGGGCCAUCAAGUCUGAGUACCCAGAUCCCUACACCAGCUCACCUGAGUCAAUAAUGGGCUAUUCCUAUAUGGAUAGUUACCAGACAAGCUCCCCGGCAAGCAUUCCACACCUGAUACUGGAACUUUUGAAGUGUGAGCCUGAUGAGCCUCAAGUUCAAGCCAAAAUCAUGACCUAUUUGCAGCAAGAGCAGGCUAACCGAAGCAAGCACGAAAAGCUGAGCACAUUUGGGCUGAUGUGCAAAAUGGCGGAUCAAACCCUCUUCUCCAUUGUUGAGUGGGCCAGGAGUAGUAUCUUCUUCAGAGAACUUAAGGUUGAUGACCAAAUGAAGCUGCUUCAAAAUUGCUGGAGUGAGCUCUUAAUCCUCGACCACAUUUACCGACAAGUGGUACAUGGAAAGGAAGGAUCCAUUUUCCUGGUUACUGGGCAACAAGUGGACUAUUCUAUAAUUGCAUCACAAGCCGGGGCCACCCUCAACAACCUCAUGAGUCACGCACAGGAGCUAGUGGCAAAACUUCGCUCCCUACAGUUUGAUCAGCGAGAGUUUGUGUGUCUGAAAUUCUUGGUGCUCUUUAGUUUGGAUGUCAAAAACCUUGAGAACUUCCAGCUGGUAGAAGGUGUUCAGGAACAGGUCAAUGCCGCCCUGCUGGACUACACCGUGUGCAACUACCCCCAGCAAACAGAGAAGUUCGGGCAGCUACUUCUGCGACUACCCGAAAUCCGGGCGAUCAGCAUGCAGGCUGAGGAAUACCUCUACUACAAACACCUGAAUGGGGACGUGCCCUACAAUAACCUUCUCAUAGAAAUGUUGCAUGCAAAAAGAGCCUAAGUUAUGACCCCUAAGAGUUCUGCUUCCAGAACACAAAGAGAUUUGAGGGAAGGGGAAAGAACAGGAAGAGGAAAAAAUACUCUGAACUGCUCCAAGCAACACUAAUUAAAAAACUCGGUUAAAGAUACUGAAUUUUAAAAGGCAUAAUAAUCAAAUACUUAAUAGCAAAUAAAUGAUGUAUCAGGGUAUUUGUAUUGCAAACUGUGAAUCAAAGGCUUCAUGUCCCCAAAGGAUUCAUGUGAAAGACAUUGUUAACGGAAUGGAUUUGAACUCACAGAUGGAUUCCAACACUAUGUCAGAAUAAAAAUGGACAGAACAAUUCUUGUAUAUUUAAACUGAUCUCCACUAUGAAGAAAUUUAGGAACUAAUCUGUGUUAUUAAUUAGGCUUAUACAGUGAGGGAUUGAGCUUACAGAAUUCCUCCCUGGUGAAGCUGAACUGAAACAAUUCUCAAGAAUGCAUCAGCUGUACCUGCGACAGCCCCUCUCUCUUCCUUGGAAGGCCUCGCACCUUCUGCCCUGUGAUCACCAAGUCUGUACAAAGGACCUAUGCUCAGCCACGCCCAUUAGUAGCUCCACUAAAUCAUGAAUUCCAAAUGUCUGUGUCUUAGACCUGCAAACCGCUAAUAAGAACAGUCUAUAAAUAUGUCAGCUUGCCAUUUUAAAUAUGUUCUCAAGUUUGUUUUGUCACGUGUUCAUGAUUUUACAAAGAGCAGGCAGUAUCCCUCUUCUAUCUUAUAUAAGUAUUCAUGAAUAUUAAGGGAAAUGACUACAAAUUUUUUAAGCAAAUGCUCCAUAACUAAAGCAAGUUAGAUCUUAUUUCUGCUACUGUUGCUGAAAUGUGGCUUUGGCAUUGUUGGACUUCAUAAGAAUUUCUGGCUGAAAGGCUUUUUAGGCUACAUUUGCCCUUUUUAAUCAUAAAGGUUUGUGGUUCAUUUUUUAAAAAAUACAGCAUUAAAAAUCUUUUGCUGGAAUGUCAAAUAGUCACAGUCCUAAGUAGUUGAACAUAAAAAUUGAAGCAUGUCAAGCUAUGAAAAUGAAAAGGAAGGAGAAGCUGAUAGAUUGGUUGACACAAGGUUCAUUCUAGUUGCCACUGAGCAUCCUCUAUCUUGAGAUGGGAACGGUAAUUUUUGAAUACAGCCUGGAAAAAUACUACAGUCAUUUAAAUCUUCCCCAAAGAGGAAAGGAAGAGAGUGAUACUGACCUUUCUAAGUCAUAGACCAAAGUCUGCUGUAGAACAAAUAUUGGAGGACAAAGAAUUGCAAACAAACUCUCCAAACAAUGCCGUCAGUAUUAUUAACACGCGAUGCCACAGGUAUGAAAGUCUUGCCUUAUUGCGCGAUUCUGAAAGGUAGCUGUGCAGAUGUGGAUCAACUUUAAAAUAAAGUAUUAAUGCUUUUAAAGUCAGAUAAAAUAUAGUGUUUACAUUCUUUAGGUCCUGGGGGUGGGUUGGGCGGGGAUCAUGAUAUUACAGAAUAACAGAAGCAGUAAUUUCUUUAAUGUUAUUUUUCUGAUUCGUAAUUAUUUUUAACAGGAUUUAAUUAUUAUAUGUCGUGAGACACUAAAAUCAAAAACGGGAAUCUCAUUUAGACUUUAAUUUUUUUGAGAUUAUCGGCAGCACAAUCACUUGUAGAAACUGUAAAAAAAUAAAGUAUCUCCUAGUCCCUUAAUUUUUUUUUUUCAUAAAUGUUUCUGGCUUUUGAAUAGUUUAUUUAUAUUGUAUAUCAUAGUUUCAACUGUAGACAAUUAUGAUGCUAAUUUAUUGUUCUCAGUUUCACCUUUGUAUAAGAUAUAGCCAAGACUGAAGAAACCAAAUACAUGUGUUUACUGUAGCAUGUCUUCAAGUUAGUGGGACAUAGUUCAGGGACAUAGAAGGGUCUUAAUGAAUUAAAAUCAUCCACUUGAUUAAAUGUCUGUAAAUCUUCCUAAUUCUUACUGUAGUUUAUUUAAUAUCUAUUGUAAAUUAUGGGACCUGUAGCUUCCUCUGUUUUCAAGUAAAUUUAACAAGGUAGAGUCUUACCCGGUUUUCCUUUCAAGCAUUGUAAGUCGUAUACCAAAGAUAUUAGUUAUGACUUCAGCGUGUACAAAGAGAAUUAUUUUAUUACUUUUAUUAAUCACCUUUAAUGCCCGCCCACCCGAAGGGUGCAGGCUAGCAAAGCCCAGCCUCGACUUGUGCCGUGUCUGUCACCUAUGUUAUCUUCAUGGCCCAAAGAGCAGUGAAGAAUCGCUGGCCAGAGCUCACAGCCAAAGCACCCCAGAGCUCGGCAGCAUCACUGCUACCCCCAUUCAGAACCAAGUCAGAAGACACGUGGAGGGGCACAGUGGUGUGGACAGUCAGGAAGUGUUCCAUCCCUUGUGUGUGUGUGUGUGACAAAUAGGGCUGGGGAUGUGGCUCAGUGGUCCAUGCCCUUGAGUUCAAUCCUCCAUGCACCCCCCCCCAAAAAAAAAAAAAAGUCAAAUACAUUCACUCCUAUCAUCCAUGUUUCUUCCUACUGAAUAGUGACCCUAAAAAAUGUCAAAUUUUGGUAUGUUGUUAACCGAGUGGAUCACACCCUGGGAAUGGUUAGAAAGAGACCAUAUGGAGUUACGUCCACACUGCUGGUGACAUUGAGGACAGAAGCUGAUAAACAAGAAAGCACCACAGCCGCUGGCUGUGGCCCAUCCAAAGUUGGCAGAUGCCAUUUUUCUGAUGUUCAUUGUUAACCAGUUUGUAACCAGACAUCCAUUCAGCCAACUGCCUUAUCUAUUACAGGACUUAUUAGUAAAAGCAGACUCAAAUAUAAAGGUUUUUGGCUUAGCUUGGUUUAUUAUAGCUGGUCUAUGUUUGUAAACAUGCAACCUGUAGCGUCCUGAAUAUUUGUGUUACAGAUUUUCUGCGGCUGCCUUGGGCUCAAAUCCAUGCCAUGUUUAGAGUGUGGAGUCGGUUACUUGUUGACGUUUUCUUACUGUAUCAGUGAAAUACAUAUUGUCAUGUCAGUUCUUGCCAGGAAUUUCUCAAUAAAGUGGAUUUUUUUUUCAGUAUUUCAAUAAAUAUUGAUAUGCCCAGCCUGAUAACUUUUAAAA